Molecule: messenger RNA, 2318 nt
Organism: Zootoca vivipara (common lizard)
Lineage: Eukaryota; Metazoa; Chordata; Lepidosauria; Squamata; Lacertidae
Gene: TIPIN
Product: TIMELESS interacting protein
Biological process (GO): DNA damage response; replication fork arrest; DNA replication checkpoint signaling
Cellular component (GO): nucleus; replication fork protection complex
Molecular function (GO): DNA binding
Source: RefSeq, a predicted model, not a curated record
CCACCAUCUGCCUGUUAGUUCUAAUGUUGUCUGAAGCCUAUGGGAGAGGAGCGCGUGUCGCUGCUCUCGCGAGAUGACGCGGCUUCCGCCUCCAAGCCCCCUCCCCUUCCCGCCGCACAGCUUUGGCGCGUUUUCUGUUCGGCGGGAGCGGAGGGCCGGUUUCUGAGGGAAGUUGUCCCUGAGGAUUUGAGUCGCAAGAUGACAGAUGCAAUAGAUGGCAAUUUGUUUGAUCUUCCUGAUUAUGAACAAAUCCAGGAUGAGACGUUUCUACCUCUACCACCUCCAGACUCUCCAGGAAGAGAUGUUGAAGGCAACUUAGUGAAUGGAGAGCCAGAGGAAAACAAAUUGUCACAAGCCAAGGAUUCUUCUGUGACAAGGCGAUCUAUUAGAAGGCCAGCGCCUAAACUAGAUGCUGACAGGUUAGUUUCAGAGCGAGGACUUCCAGCUUUGCGGAAUAUGUUUGAUAAUGUAAAAUUCAAAGGUAAAGGUUAUGAGGAAGCAGACCUGAAGGCACUUGUGAGGCAUAUGGAGCACUGGGCUCACAGGCUAUUCCCUAAACUUCCAUUUGAAGAUUUUGUUGACAAAGUAGAGAGUUUAGGAAGUAAACAACCAGUCCAGGCAUGCUUGAAGCGAAUUAGACUUGACCUGCCCAUGUUGCAUGAAGAAUUCACAAGUAAUGAAGGUGAGGACGGGGGAAGCAAUGGACCUAAGCCAGCCACUGAAGAAUUAGAUUUAUUUUCUGAAAUCCAAAAUGCAACAGAAGACUUUGGUUUGCCCCAAAAUAGCACACUAACAGAGGAACAGCGACAGAGAAUUGAAAGGAACAGACAAAUAGCCAUGGAAAGAAGACAAGCAAAAACACAGAUCAACAGUCAGUCACAAGAAGAGCUGCAUGUGACCGAGGAGCAUGUGGCUCAGGAACAAGAUGACCUACCUGUGGUGGAAGGAGGAAAUAUACCUUUUCAGACUACCGGUAUUGAGAAGAAGGAAAUUGGAAGUAUAGAAGAUAAAUGACCUUUAACUUUUGUAUCACGUGACCACGUGACCAAGGACCCACAUCUUGAACUAUACGUCACAUAUUCCUGUUAUUUCUUCCUGUUGAAAGUGGUUUUUUUAAUGGAUUUUUUCCACUGGAACAACUGAUCAUUCUUCCCAGUUCCACUGGUCUCACUUACAUGUAAAGAUGAGCCAAACCAUGGGUAGGCAUGAAUGAGCAAGUGUGCUGGUACAGGGUGGAAAUUGUGGCUGAUUGACUCCUCCCCUGUAGUGCUAUCCAUGGUUUGUCUUAAUGUUCUGUGCAAACCUAGACCUGUGGUUUGUCGUCUCCAAUCAAACCAUGAGCAGUAAGCUAAGAGCAAGCUUUAGUUGCAGCUUGUGGCUUGUUUCUAGUGAGACAUACAAGUCUAGGCUCAAAUGUGUUGUAGCAGGACUCAGGAAGGAGUAAAGUGGCUGUGAUUUUCACUCUAUACCACUAUGCUUGCUUGCUCACGCUAAGCUAUAAUUUGGCUUCAUGUUGCAUGGUAACUUGACCUUUCAGUGAGAGUUCUGUAAUUCAGAUUUUCCCCCCUUUAUCCACCACAUUGUAAAUGGUGUUUCUCAGUUUAAAGUGAGAUGAAGCUUGAAUUAAAAGUAAUGGCUGCUAUUCCUUCAAUGAAAAAGCACCAUUCUCACAGUAGAUGUUAUUAAAUGUUACAUAUAGAAAGCAGACCAAAGCAAUGCCAUUAAAAUCUUUUAUAACUUUCACCUUGUGAAAUACUUGUGCUAUAAGUGUCCAUAUUUUACACUGGAAAUGAAGAUGUUGUAAAUCUGCUGUGAAACAGGAGAUUAUGGUCUGCUAUCAGAAGCAGCAACUAAUAUACAGUACUGCAUAGGUAAAUAUUGUAUAGGUUGGUCUUGCAGAAUAGAGGUAAUGUUCAGUGGCAUAGCAUGCAAUUAGGGGAUAUCUACAUGCAAGCUUUUAGACACGCACUUAUAAAAAAGUAGUGCUCAUAAAAGGAACAGGGUUUGGGAUAUCUAGGAGGUUACUUUGCAGUGUAACAAAAUGGCAUGAUCCAGUGUUAGAAUGAGAACUGAGUUGAUUCAGAUAAGCCUUUCCUGCUACCUCAUUCCAUCCUGAAUUCCUGCACAUAGCUUGGAUGGUUUCCACAUGGCAGGUAGGAGACUCUAGUGUGAACUGAGAGGCUGAAGAAAGAAAAACACAAAAUCUCAACUAAACUUAGUUCUUAUAUGCUUCAUUGCUAAAGUUAUUACUCAAAAUGUUUUUUUUUUGGUAAUUAUUUUUUAUUAAGGAUUUUCUUGGGUUACAAAGGUAGUGCAAU